This is a messenger RNA of Pecten maximus, 998 nucleotides long. RefSeq lists its product as uncharacterized. NCBI's taxonomy places the organism in Eukaryota, Metazoa, Mollusca, Bivalvia, Pectinida, Pectinidae. The transcript is spliced from 4 exons. Bases 131 to 913 code for a protein of 260 amino acids. The record is from RefSeq and is a predicted model, not a curated record.
UAAUAGUUCUAUUUCGGAACACACCUUCACCUUAAAUUUCACAAUGCUACUUUAUACAUAGAGAUGUCCGCUUAAGCAAGCCAGUUUUUACCUCAAUACGGCCACGGGACAAUGAUAAUGUUUACGAAAUAUGUGCGUGGGACAUAUUAAACUAUAUGGAUUAUUUAAAACUGUUGCAUCUAGUCGGAGGAUUCACACAUUUAAUAUGAGCUUCGAAAUGAAGGUUCCGCUGUCCAUAUCAUUGGUCAGCCUCCUCUGGCAGUGUGUCAUGGCUACCACAACAACAGAUGCAGUUCUGAGAGAUGAAUAUUGCUCGAGCGGGUAUUACACGUUCAACAGCGUUACACGUCGUGUGGACGAGGUCAAGUACUACAUCAGCUGUCCCUCUACCCAUCUUUGCUGUGGAAUGUUUGAAAAUCGACAUUGCUGCAUUUACCAAUCCUACAACUCAUAUGAUUACCCGUCCACUAACGCCAUAAUAUUUGGAAGCAUCGCCGGUGCGAUCAUGUUCUUAAGUUUUAUCGUAUGUGCUAUUGCAAAAUGGAGAAGACCAUUUCGGCCAGUAACAGAUCCACACACCUUACAAGCUCUUCAGGCUGUUACAGGUGGAAAUAUACCACGUACACCGUUUACAGGACUGAUAUUAUCUUCUAGUAACGGGAAUGUAAUUCAGACUUCAACCACCAACACACAGGAAGUCAGUUCGCCUACCACCGACACUCAGACUACAGAAAACACUGCAGCACCUCCUCCACGUUACGAGGACUGUAUUCAGAAUAAUCUAAUACUGCCUUCAGAAGAGGACAAACCUGACACACCAGUGACAAAUCAUACGGACACGAGAUUGGAGCAUGUCCCGACACAUGAAACUGGACACCACAUAAACACAAUAGACAGCGUAACAUGUCUUUGAUGUAAUCUAUAACUCUUAAUUUAUAAACAACUCUAUCACAUGACUACCAUAUUUACUAUUUAAUAAAGCCAUUUUCUACAUUUUC